CACGGAUCUCCUCCAUCGCUUCAUUGUCUUCGUCUCCGACAUUGCGCCGUCGCUCUAUAGUCUUCAGCUCCCCCGGCGUCCAAAACCCUAGAAACCUGAGCUGAAGGAGGAGGAAGGUAGAGUGUGUGUGUGCGGCCGGCCAUGGAGAAGCUGGACGAGAGCAAGUUAGAGCAGCGGCUGCAGCUCCUGGCGCUCCGCAUCCCCCGCGAGCUCGCCUCCGCCGUCACCCGCCUGCUCCGCUCCGGGUGCCUGCUGGACAUGCCGCGGGUCAAGCCUGUAGUCGAGGACCCUGAGAGUGACAAGCACAGACUCGUCGUGCUGUCGGAGAAGGUCCAGAACCCCGAUUUGUCUGACAUUCCGGAGCAGGUCCGCGAUUCAUUGAAGCAGCUGUGCAGUGUUGAUGUUGUACCAUACGCGUUGACUCUUGGUUAUUCUUACUGGAGUGCUGACCAUAUUCUGAAGCAAUUAUUGCCUGCAGGGGUAGAGGUGCCAUCUUCGUUUGAAACAAUUGGCCAUGUUGCCCACUUAAACAUACCUGAUGAUUUGCUAAUAUACAAAGAUGUCAUAGCAAAGGUUAUCUAUGAUAAAAAUUAUCCAAGGAUUCAAACAGUGGUGAAUAAAGUUGGGGCAAUUUCAAACGAAUUUAGAGUUCCGAAGUUUGAGAUUCUAGCAGGGAAGAACGAUAUGGUGACUGAAGUCAAACAGUAUGGUGCUACAUUUAAACUUGACUAUGGUUUGGUCUACUGGAAUUCGAGGCUUGAGCAUGAGCACAUCCGAUUGGUUUCUCUUUUCAAAAAAGGAGAUGUGAUCUGUGACAUGUUUGCUGGUAUUGGGCCAUUUUCAGUCCCAGCUGGACAGAAAGGAUGUAUUGUAUAUGCAAAUGAUUUAAAUCCAGACAGUGUUCAUUAUCUUAAAAUAAAUGCAAAGAUUAACAAGGUGGAGGAUUAUAUCUUCACACAUAACAUGGAUGCUAGAGUAUUCAUGCAAAAUUUGAUGAUAGCACCUGAUCCAGAAGCUAAGUCCCAAUUUGCUGCUGCUAAUUGUUCUUCUGGAGAAACAGUUUCUGCUAAUGAACAUUCUAUGCCAAAUGAUAACAAUAAUGAUGUACAAGAGGUCUGCCAGGAGAGUUUGGAUGACUCCUCUUUGGUGAACACUGCGAAAAGGCGUCAAGAAACAUCUAAUGAAGGUGAUGUUGCCUGCCAAGAAGAGGAUGCCAAUCAAACAAAAAAGAGGAACAAUAAGAAAGUAAAAAGCUCAGGGCCACUACCUGUCAAGCCAUGGGAGCACAUUGAUCAUGUAGUAAUGAAUCUCCCUGCUUCUGCGCUUCAGUUUCUCGAUUGUUUUAGUGGACUUGUUCAAAAGAGAUGCUGGAAAGGGUCAUUACCUUGGAUCCACUGUUAUUGUUUCAUCCGUUCAAGUGAAUCUGAAGAAUUGAUACUAUGUGAAGCACAAAAUAAACUGAAUGCCAAGAUAGCAGAACCAAUAUUCCAUCGGGUUCGUGAUGUUGCACCUAACAAGGCGAUGUACUGCUUAAGUUUUAGGUUACCCAUGGAAUGUCUUGUGGAGGAAACUGAAGAUAACGUUCAGUCAGUUGAUGGUUAGCCCUCUUCUGUUUCCUGGUACUUUUGGAGGUUUGAUAGAGAAAUGGCAAUUCAAGCUAUCCAGGGCAGUUGAGCCGAAACACCAUACCACUGCGAAGAGUGGUUAAUAGGAUGCUUUGUCAGAUUUAACCUGGGGAGGUGCUUGUCGGGGCCGAAAUCAGCACCCCGGUAGCACCAUCUGAUUUAGCGUUCUUCUGCCAUUGGCUUUACAUUAGGAAACUUUUAGUUGGUUUUGUAAGGCCUCAGAUAUGUGAUGUCCUUCUGCAGUAGAUAGAUCUCGCAUUUACGGGGAGAUAUCAGGUUCCAGUUUCAGUAUAUUUUUUUGACACAUCUAAGCAGUUUUUUAAAUGAUCA
Messenger RNA from Lolium perenne, 1955 nucleotides. The record is from RefSeq and is a predicted model, not a curated record. NCBI's taxonomy places the organism in Eukaryota, Viridiplantae, Streptophyta, Magnoliopsida, Poales, Poaceae.